Rattus norvegicus (Norway rat) is the source of this 1078-nucleotide messenger RNA. RefSeq names its product NK2 homeobox 8 (gene Nkx2-8). Gene Ontology annotation, cellular component: nucleus. Gene Ontology annotation, biological process: regulation of DNA-templated transcription; DNA-templated transcription; transcription by RNA polymerase II. The record is from RefSeq and is marked provisional. Bases 225 to 929 code for a protein of 234 amino acids. NCBI's taxonomy places the organism in Eukaryota, Metazoa, Chordata, Mammalia, Rodentia, Muridae. The transcript is spliced from 2 exons. Gene Ontology annotation, molecular function: DNA-binding transcription activator activity, RNA polymerase II-specific; sequence-specific DNA binding; DNA binding.
CACUCAUUCAGGUACUUAAGACCCCGGACACCCGGACCGUGGCUUUCAAAGCCCACCGAGUGGCAAGGGCUGUUUAUAAAAACAGGGAUUCCUCCGCAAAGGCGCUGAUAACCUGAGGCCAGCGCAUGGCGAGCGCCUCCCACUUCCAUCCUUAGGAGCGGCGUCCCCAGGCGUCCCUGGGUUCCUAGCCUGCCCUGCCCCCCACCUUCUUCCCCUCCUGGGCCAUGGCCUCCUCUGGACGCCUCGGCUUCACCGUGCGAAGCCUCCUGAAUUUACCCGAACAGGAUGCGCAGCCCAGGGUGAGGUGCGAGCAACAGACGUGCGUUCCUCAGACGGCCGCCUGGCUGGAGUCGGAGCGCAGCCACUACCCGUCCUCUGAUGAAAGCGGCCUGGAGACUAGCCCUGCAGACUCGUCGCAGCUGGCUUCCCUCGGGCGGGCGUCCCCUGGCUCCGACGCAGAGAAGAGGAGGAAGCGGCGGGUGCUGUUCUCCAAGGCCCAGACUUUGGAGUUGGAGCGGCGCUUUCGGCAGCAGCGGUACCUGUCGGCGCCCGAGCGGGAACAGCUGGCUCGACUUCUGCGCCUCACGCCCACGCAGGUCAAGAUCUGGUUCCAGAACCACCGCUACAAGCUGAAGCGUGGGCGAGCGCCAGGGGUCACAGAAUCUUCGGAUGUGACAGCAUCAGCUGAUCUGCACGCCGCUCCCGGCCUGCUGCGCCGCGUAGUGGUACCCGUGCUGGUUCACGACCGAUCACCGUGCAAUGGCAGGGGUGAGGGGACCGCUGCGGUGCCCCAGGACAAGUGCAGCUCACGCCUGGCCACUGCGUGCCCAGUGCAAGGUUACACUGCCUUCGGACCGGGCUCAGCAUUAGGCCUCUUCCCUGCCUACCAGCACUUAGCACCACCAGCUCUGGUCUCCUGGAACUGGUGAGGCUGCUGCGAGGUGCCUAGAGCCGCCCUAGGCUUGGGACAUUGCUGUUUGGCCUGCCGCAGUAGCGCUACAGCCGCACCAAACUCAGGAAGUGACCCUUGCAGGAUCCACUCUUGAGUCCUGGGUCCCUGGGUUGCUCUAACCAGCAA